ACUUCUUUGAAAGCCAAGUCAUUGGCGUAACAAAGUAAAUAUCUGGAUAAUGAAAGUAGAGGGGCCAUAUAUAUAGUUUUACCAUUUAUUCUCACCCUGUAAGAAGGGACGUUGCCUUGAGCUGAGGUUUUCUUGAUAGGAUUCCCAAAAUGGAAUUUAAACUACUCAUCUUCUUCAUCUUAAUUUUACCAAAAGGUCUUACUGCAUUGACACUGCAACCAUCAGCAAACCCUGUGCGUGUGGGCACCAAUGUCACUAUUAGAGUAAUUGGCGCCACGAGCAGUCCAGCUGGUGCCUGGCUGUUUGGGCCGAGUGUAUUGUUUGUGUGGUACUCAGGGUCUACAUUAAUCGGCAGUAGCUACGAGAAUGGAAUUGCAUUCAACAACACAACAUUUGAUCUCUUUUUACCUACCGUAACUCUGGACAGUUCUGGUCUUUAUGUGUUUGAGGACAUUGGAGUGAAUCGGAGCAAAGCCGAACUUAUUUUAGAUGUUCAAGCACCUAUAAGUGCAGUGUCUACAAGUGUUAGUAAAUCAAACCUGAUGGAGUUGAACGACAGCGUGACGUUCACAUGCUCUGCCAGUGGAACACCGAUGUGGAUUUCGUGGCAGAACGGCAGCUCUCUGAUCACAGCAUGGGAUAGGAUUGUGCUCAGUAAUGGCGGACAGGUUCUCACCAUUAAUCCGGUGAUGCGGUAUGACCAAGGACCGUUCAAGUGCAUUGUGGCAAACAACGUCAGUAAUGGAGAAAGCACGCAAGUUAGCCUCAAUAUAAACUAUGGGCCGAGUAACCUGAGAUUGACGGCCUUGCCAGACAGAAUAGCAUAUGCGUCAGGCUCUGUUAUAUCUUUGUCAUGCAUGGCCGACUCCAACCCAACAGCAUCUAUGUACUGGACAUACAAUAACGCUCCUCUAAACGUCAGUGGCUCAAACCUACAAAUAAAUAACCCUACCACGAGCAAAUCAGGGCAAUACACUUGUGUUGCCAGUAACGCGGUGACACUCCUAUAUGCUACAGUGACAAAAUCCAUUCGCAUACUUGAUUCAAUAUCGCAAGUGACGGUGAAUCCCCAAGCAGGCUACCCGAUAGAAAAUGCGUCUUUUAGUCUGUCCUGCAGUAUUGUGGGGUCGAUGGGCUCUAUUCAGUGGACGAAGAAUAGCAUGUACCUGGUCGCCGACAGUAGGAUCACAUUCUCCAAUCAAAACUUAACCUUGACCAUUAAUCAACUAAAUAUCAAUGACAACGGACAAUACACGUGUGUAGCCAGUAAUGAUGUCAGCAACAUGAGCAGCUUGGCCUACAACUUCAAGGUCAACUAUGGCCCAAGAAAUGUAGCAAUCUCUGGUCCAGAUGUAUCUGCAGUGGGAUCCAUUGUGACCUUCAACUGUUCUGCUGACUCUCAACCUCAGAGUCAGUACAGCUGGUAUUUCAAUGGCUUGAAAGUAGACAACAGAUCGGUGUAUACGACAGGAGCUCUCUCAGUCAGCAAUAGUGGACGGUACAUCUGUAUGGCCUACAAUAACAUUACGGGCCAAAGCAGCAAUGCCUCAAAGGAUCUAACUGUAAUUGUUCCUAUCAGUGCCGUUACGGUGAACAUAAACAACCAGCAACCGGUCUUCAAUCAGUCAUUCACGCUAACCUGCAACAUCGUUGGAGAUGUUUCCUCCAUUCAGUGGAUGAAGAAUGGUCUGCCUCUGUACGCCAACAGCAGGAUUACGUUCUCCAGUACCAACUCCACCUUGAGCUUUAACCCACUGAAUCUUAAUGAUGGUGGACAAUACCAGUGCGCAGCCCGCAACCUUGUCAGCAACAUGACUAGCAUGCCCUACAACCUUACUGUCAACUAUGGUCCAUGGAACCUCACAAUCUCUGGUCCGACUCUAGGAGUUGUAGGGUCAAAUGUGACCUUCAGCUGUUCGGCAAUUUCUCAGCCAGCCAGUCAAUACAGCUGGUACUUCAGUGGCUCAAUUGUGGGAACCGCUUCAGUGCUUGUGAUCAGAGCUCUUGCAGUAAACAACAGAGGACUGUACACCUGCGCAGCUUACAAUAACAUCACAAUGAGCAACAGUAGUGCUUCGGUGGACUUAACAGUAAUCAAUCCUAUAACAGCAAUUGCAGUGAAUGUAAACAAUCAGCAACCGAUCUUCAAUCAGUCAUUCUCACUUACCUGCGGUGUCACUGGAGAUGUUUACUCCAUUUGGUGGAUGAAAAAUGGUCUGCCCGUGUACCCCAACAACAGGACCACGCUCUCCAACAAUAACUUUACUUUGACGUUAAACCAACUCACUUUCAAUGAUGUUGGACAAUACCAGUGUGGAGCUCUUAACCCUUUUAGCAACAUGACCAGCUUGCCUUACAACUUUACUGUCAACUAUGGUCCAUGGAGCACCGCAAUCACUGGUCCGACUCUAGGAGCUGUGGGGUCAAAUGUGACCUUUAACUGUUCAGCAAAUUCUCAACCAGCCAGUCAAUACACCUGGUUCUUCAACGGCACAAAUGUGGGAACCGCUUCAGUCCUUGUGAUCAGAUCUCUCACAAUGAACAGCAGAGGACUGUACACCUGCGUGGCUUACAAUACCAUCACAAUGAGCAACAGUAGUGCUUCGGUGAACUUAACAGUAAUCAAUUCUAUCACGGCUGUUUCAGUGAACAUAAACAAUCAGCAACCGGUCUUCAAUCAGUCAUUCUCACUAACCUGCGGUGUCAGUGGAGAUGUUUCCUCCAUUCAGUGGAUGAAAAAUGGUCUGCCCGUGUACCCCAACAACAUGACCACGUUCUCCAGCAAUAACUCAACCUUGACGUUAAACCAACUCUCUCUCAAUGAUGCUGGACAAUACCAGUGUGUAGUUGUUAACCCUUUUGGCAACAUGACCGGCAGCCCCUACAACCUUACGGUCAACUAUGGUCCAUGGAGCACCGCAAUCACUGGUCCAACAGUAGGAGCUAUAGGGUCAAAUGUGACCUUUAGCUGUUCAGCAAAUUCUCAACCACCCAGUCAAUACAGCUGGUUCUUCAACGGCACAAAUGUGGGAACCGCUUCAGUCCUUGUGAUCAGAUCUCUCACAAUGAACAACAGAGGACUGUACACCUGCGUGGCUAGCAAUAACAUCACAAUGAGCAACAGUAGUGCUUCAGUGGCCUUAACAGUAUUCAAUUCUAUCACCGCCGUUUCAGUGAACAUAAACAAUCAGCAACCGGUCUUCAAUCAGUCAUUCUCACUAACCUGCGGUGUCGCUGGAGAUGUUUCCUCCAUUCAGUGGAUGAAAAAUGGUCUGCCCGUGUACCCCAACAACAUGACCACGUUCUCCAGCAAUAACUCAACCUUGACGUUAAACCAACUCAUGUUCAAUGAUGCUGGACAAUACCAGUGUGUAGUUGUUAACCCUGUUGGCAACAUGACCGGCAUGCCCUACAACCUUACUGUCAACUAUGGUCCAUGGAGCACCACAAUCUCUGGUCCAACAGUAGGAGCUGUAGGGUCAAAUGUGACCUUCAGCUGUUCAGCAAUUUCUCAACCAGCCAGUCAAUACAGCUGGUUCUUCAGCGGCACAAAUGUGGGAACCGCUUCAGUCCUUGUGAUCAGAUCUCUCACAAUGAAUAACCAAGGACAGUACACCUGCGUGGCUUACAAUAACAUCACAAUGAGCAACAGUAGUGCUUCAGUGGGCUUGACUGUAACUAAUCCAAUCACGUCUGUUAUGGUGAAUACAAACAGUCAGGUACCAGUCCUGAAUACGUCAUUCACACUAACAUGCAAUGUCAUUGGAGAUGUUGCCUCCGUCCAGUGGAUAAAGGACGGCGUGAGUAUUCCAUCCCAAAACAAUAUAAACUUAACGAUUAACCAGCUAACUCUCCGCGAUGAUGGACAAUACAAGUGUGCAGUUCUUAACCCUGUCAGCAGCAUGACCAGCAUGCCCUAUAACCUUACGGUCAACUAUGGUCCAUCGAGCACAGCAAUCACAGGUCCAAGUGUGGCAGAGGUGGGGAACAACGUGACCUUUAACUGUUCUGCUGUCUCUCGUCCUGCAAGUCAGUACACCUGGUACUUCAAUGGCUCAGUAGUGGCAAACAGCUCAGUCUAUGUCAUGUUGGCCGUCACACUAAACAAUACAGGACGGUACACCUGCAUGGCCUAUAAUAGCAUGACAGGCACCAACAACAAUGCCACACUGGACUUCAAUGUAUAUGAGGCGAUCACCUCCGUGUACGUGAGCUCCAGUCCAUCUAUUCCACAUGAAUCCGAAAACCUGAUACUCACGUGUAAUGUGAAUGGCUUCUACAACAGCAUCAGCUGGUUGAAAAACAGCCAGACUUUACAGACAUCAGACAGAGUUACAAUCACUGGAGUGAAAAAUAACACGUUGAACUUCAUGCCCUUGAAGACAGCUGACAAUGCAAUGUACCAGUGUAUCGCUAUAAAUCUGGUUAGACCUCACCAGAGUCAGCCAUACAAUGUGGUGGCCAACUAUGGACCAGUAAAUGUACAGAUUACAGUAAAUCCAGGGUAUAUGACAACCCUCACAUGCAGUGCAGAAUCCCAGCCGGCGGCCGUGUAUCAGUGGAUUGUCAACAACGGCACCGUGCUGGCAUAUCAAGCUUCUAUUCAAAUAUCCAUUCAGAAUAUCCUGGGCUACAAUUACACCUGUGUGGCCAGAAACCCCUUGACCAACACGACAGUCUACACCAGCCACUUCAUCGGUGAGUACCCGAAUGCUUCUGUCGGUGUCCACGCGAGCGUCAUGUUAACCGCUCUUCUCGCGCUCCUGCUCACUGUGCUGAAUGCAUGCAUGUAAUCGUGAGAGUGACAUUACGCCUCUGUGUGGACUGACUGUCUGAAUGAGGUUUACGGGUAAAAAAAAAUAAUUAAGGUACAUUUAAAUAAACGCACAGUGGAAUGUAUCUGCAAUUUUUUAUGAAUUUAAGCACUUUCGUACCUUAUUUAGAGGCAGAGUUGUAGUAUAAGCAUAAAUAGAUUACAGAGUUGGAGAUGUCUGGAAGACUAUGAUAGCACCAUUACAUCAUUUGCUUAUAUAAAUUUAUUAUAAUUGUGCUGUAGCCUAUUUAUUAUCAUUAAAUUACCACAAAUGAAUCACUUAUCUAAUUAGUCAGAGUUUAGUUUUAUAUAUUAUAGCCUAUAUGUCAGCUGAGCUGGGGGAAAUACAUGGAGGUAAUAUUUUAAUAUUCAGAUUAUUAGCUCUGAGUUUUUAAACAUCCUUCUAGACACUAUUACACACCAACAUUACCAACUAUGAAACUAUUUCAGUUACUUACCAGUUUGUUUUACAAAUGUUCAUAUGUUUAUAAUCAUACAAUAUAAUGUGUGGCUAUUUCCAAAAAUGUAAACACAUGUUAGGCAACAAAUGUCGAAUGUGAUAUUGUAUGUUAAACUAAAUAAAUAAAUUAUGCAAAGAAA
Messenger RNA from Misgurnus anguillicaudatus (oriental weatherfish), 5413 nucleotides. The record is from RefSeq and is a predicted model, not a curated record. NCBI's taxonomy places the organism in Eukaryota, Metazoa, Chordata, Actinopteri, Cypriniformes, Cobitidae.